Molecule: messenger RNA, 5975 nt
Organism: Apus apus (common swift)
Lineage: Eukaryota; Metazoa; Chordata; Aves; Apodiformes; Apodidae
Gene: PIP4K2B
Product: phosphatidylinositol-5-phosphate 4-kinase type 2 beta
Exons: 10
Coding region: 65-1333 (422 amino acids)
Biological process (GO): phosphatidylinositol metabolic process
Molecular function (GO): phosphatidylinositol kinase activity
Source: RefSeq, a predicted model, not a curated record
GUAGAAGGGGGAGCCCGGGGAGGGGGUCCGGUCCGCUUCCCGGUACCGCCGGUCCGGGUCCGUCAUGGCCUCCAACUGCGCGGGGGGCUCGUCGGCCGGGGGGGUCGGGGCGGCGCUGGGCUCGGCCCUCAGCGCCAGCAAGACCAAGACGAAGAAGAAACACUUCGUGUGCCAGAAGGUGAAGCUGUUCCGGGCCUCGGAACCGCUGCUCAGCGUCCUCAUGUGGGGAGCCAACCACACGAUCAAUGAACUCAGCAAUGUUCCUGUCCCUGUCAUGUUAAUGCCCGAUGACUUUAAAGCCUACAGUAAGAUUAAGGUGGACAAUCAUCUAUUCAACAAGGAAAACUUGCCAAGUCGCUUUAAAUUUAAGGAGUAUUGUCCACUGGUGUUCCGAAACCUCCGGGAGAGAUUUGGGAUUGAUGAUCAGGACUACCAGAACUCGGUGACUCGGAGCGCCCCGGUGAACAGCGACAGCCAGGGCCGCUGCGGGGCCCGGUUCCUCACCACCUAUGACAGGAGGUUUGUCAUCAAGGCCGUGUCCAGCGAGGAUGUGGCAGAGAUGCACAACAUCCUCAAGAAGUACCAUCAGUUCAUAGUGGAGUGCCAUGGGAACACCCUCCUGCCCCAGUUCCUGGGCAUGUACCGGCUCACGGUGGACGGGGUGGAGACCUACAUGGUGGUGACCAGGAACGUGUUCAGCCACAGGCUGACGGUGCAUCGCAAGUACGACCUGAAGGGCUCAACAGUAUCCAGGGAAGCCAGUGAUAAAGAGAAGGCCAAGGAUCUGCCAACCUUCAAGGACAACGACUUCUUGAAUGAGGGUCAGAAACUGCACGUUGGGGAAGAGAGUAAAAAGAACUUCCUGGAGAAGCUGAAGAGGGACGUGGAGUUUUUGGCUCAGCUGAAGAUCAUGGACUACAGCUUGCUGGUGGGGAUCCAUGACGUUGACCGAGCAGAGCAGGAGGAGAUGGAAGUGGAGGAUCGGGCAGAGGAUGAGGAGUGUGAGAACGAUGGUCUGGGGGGCAACCCCAUCUCCUCCUACGGGACCCCCCCCGACAGCCCCGGCAACCUCCUCAACUACCCGCGCUUCUUCGGGCCCGGGGAGUUCGACCCCUCGGUCGACGUCUACGCCAUGAAGAGCCACGAAAGUGCCCCCAGGAAGGAAGUCUACUUCAUGGCCAUUAUAGACAUCCUCACACCGUACGAUGCGAAGAAGAAAGCUGCACAUGCUGCCAAAACAGUGAAACAUGGGGCUGGAGCAGAGAUCUCCACUGUCAACCCCGAGCAGUACUCGAAACGCUUCAACGAGUUUAUCUCCAACAUCCUGACAUAGUUGACUCCACCUUCAGCCAGAGAUGAAGAGCAGAGGGGCUGCUCCCCCCAGAGAACACAGCCUGUGACACUAAGACAGACACUGUAGCAGCAUGUGGGGUGUGUGUGUGUGUGUGUGUGUGUGUGUGCAAGGGUGGGGUGUGUGGCACUGUGUGACUCGAGAGAAAACGAAUUCCAGGUGCACCCUCCAACAGUCCACUUGACCCCGGUGGAAAAGUGGGGUUUUAUGUUACAGAAGUGCCCAGACAUCAGGUUUGAGGGCUUUUGAGAACCAGACAAGUGCUUUGUUUCAGCGCUGCUCUUGCUGAUGAUGUUUUCUCCUCUGCUCGAGAGGUCCCGUUGGGGUGGGACACGUGGCACUGGAAGAGGGGUUGCUCUGGGUCACCUUCAGUGGCAGUGAAGCAGUGCCUGAUUCCACAAACUACUACUUCUUUUUUUCCUUUUUUUUUUUUUUUAUUGUUGGACUGUCUUCACCAGAAAGACACACAAGCCCUUUUAUUUCCCUCUUGGUGUAGGAAUUGGAAGGAAAAUCACUCACCAUUUCAAGGACGGAAAAUAUUACCCUGAUAAGGAGGAGUUGCUGAACUUUAGGUAAAUUCAGACUGGGACACUUUAUUUUUUUUUGUUGUUAAUUUAAGUAACAAAAACUUUUUCUUUUGUAACUGCACUUGAUUUACAAGAAAGAUGAGGGACAUGAACAUCUACCAAAGAUGAUCUCUUAAAAAGGUGGAACUCCUAGAACCUGAACAAAACAGUGUGAGAGGUAGUAGAGGCAUCAAACCACCUGGGAUGUGAACAUGCUGGGACCCGUUGUGCUUGAAAUUGGCCAGCUGGGAAGAUUGCAUGGAAGGAAAGAGAAAAAAACACACAGAAAAAUGCAGUUUGUACCUGUAGGAAGAGGUUGAUAUUUGAGUCUCCAGAACGUUUCCCUGUCACACCUCGGCCCGGAGCCGCCGCGUCUCUGAGGUUCCAGCUCCCAGUUCUGCCAGAGCUCAUCUAAGCUAACGUUCAGUCUUCCUUACUUGCCCCAUCUGCAACAGGUACUUGAAUUUGUUUCCUGACAGAGGUUCUUUGGUUCGUUGGUUGCUUUUUCCCAUGGCAAUGUGACUUGCACACAGAGGAGCUGGCCUCGCUGCCCCCAGGGAGCGCUGGGACUGGGCAGCGAGUUCUGCUGCUCAAGGGAACCCAGGACUUGAGCUGUGGUGGUUUGUACCCUCCUCUGCUCCGUGUCCCCCUCUAGAGCAACAGUCAAGGAGUGGAAAUGUUUGAACACUUGGCGCCAGAUUAUUUAAACCCCCUCCCCAAGGAGUUGGAACUGAUUUGUGUGACUGAAUAACCUCCUGUUCUGUCUCCAGAACCCUUGUAAUAUUUUUCACAGCCAAGCUUCUCAGACUUGCUUUGAGUUUUGUUGGUUCUGCUGCACAACAGCUCAGAUCUUUUGGUUCUUUUUUUUUUUUUUUUCCAUUUUCUUUUUCAGCAAGGUUUGGUGUUUGAAACCGACCUCUUGCAGUUGAAACAUGUUGCUUAUCUGCCUUGAAACUGUUUUCACAUAUGCCUUUGUUUUGGGAAUAAGCUGUUUGGAAUGUCUGUCCUGUGCUGUAACACGUGCUACAGUUUGCUGUGUGGAAUUUGGUCCUUUUGAGAGAUAACUGGUGCUCAUCACAUCCUGGUCAUUUCCCUAGACUCAUGCUGGCUCUGGUCUGGGUUCUCAAUGUGGGCUUGGGCUUUAUUUUAAUUUAAUGUUCAACCCCACAUUCGUGCUGUGAAAUCCCACAGGUCUCCAUUUCCAAGGGGACAAAAGGGGCCUAGGGUUUCAGCCCAGAAAGAGGGCACUGUAAAUAGAGGCUUUCAGAAGUCAAAAAUUAAUAUUAGGGGGUCAUAAGCUUUUUAUUCAUUUGUGGGUCAUUCAGUUUCUCCUGCCCCUGUGGCCCAGGCCCUGUUCCAUGUGCUGUGGGAUUCACACACCGUUCUCUGGGAGGCUGAAGAGUCUCGUGUCUUAAGGUGUGUAGAUGGAAAAGCCACAAAGUAAAUGCAGCUAUGAGAGUGUUUUAAAAACAGGAGGACUUAGAGGGUAUAAUCUGCUUUGUUUUGUGGGCAUUAUGUUGGUUGUUUUUCUCUUAAACAAUAAGCACUUAAGUUUACUAUCCAUUAGAAAUUAAACACCAGUGACUUUUUAUUCUUGACAGUUUUAAAAAAUCUGCAUUGAAUCUGCAGCCUUGGCCUGGUAAGUUUGUGGUUCUCCUUUUGGGAAACUACCUUGUACCUUUUAAACUGUUGAACUUUAAAAUGUGUAUUUAAAAAAAAAAAAAAGAAAAAAAGAAAAAAAAAAAGAUGAGAAGACGGGGAGGGGAGGAAGAGAGAAGGGAAUGAGGGAAGUGCAGCCCCCCCUGCACUGGGACACCACAGAACAACCAGCCCAGGGAAAGAGGAAUGAAACUGGCACAGCAAGAGUCUCAUUCACUGCACUUCAUGAACAGGAUUGAGGCUGAGAGGCAGUGGGUUCCUGCACCAAUCCUGCUGGGGUUGUGAUGGGCUUCAGAGCAGUUAACUCUGUUUGCUUAUUCCACUCUAAACAAGCUCCUGCUGGAAUGAAAUUGGCUCCAGUGAAAAGCCCCAUCAACUCCCUCCCCUUCAGCCCUUCCCCAGUCCUGCCCCCUCUGUCCAGUUGCCAGCCUGUGUGGGUUAAAGUCAUUAAAUGCAAUUUUCUCACUUAAUGAUGUAUUACCCAGGUAUGUAACUUUGUUUAACAUGAGCAUUUUGUACAUUGUUUACAUUUGGAGAGGUAGCAUUAUGUUAAAAAUGCUAAUUUCUGUUUCUAGACAGUAUUUUUAUUACCAGAAGUGAAGCUGCAAAUAUUUGAUUUGUUUUUAAAAGGGACUUUUUGUUGUUUCGUUUGCUUUUUGUUUUUAAUCUUGUUUUAGGUCACUUUUUUUUUUUUUUUUUAACUCAAGUAUUUAAAAAGAAAACCCAGCCCUUUCAAUUCUGGUUUUACAGCUGCUUGUGCUGCUUUGUUUUCUGUUCCUGGUGUGAGUUUAGUUUCUGGCUGUAGGGGUUUCUGGCUGUAGCAUCUACCCUGCAGAAGGCUUGACACUGAGGUGCACCUGCCUGGAAAGCACCCUGGGCUGGAGGAGCUGCAGGUACCUCAGACCCUGCUCAGAUUUAAAGAAACUGGUUCAAUUUGGUCAUUUGGAGUUUUCAAACAGGAACAAGAAACAAACAGCCCAGCCUGCAGUGUCACCUCCAGUGCCCCCAAGGCAGGGGAACUUGGGUGAGAGAGGAACAAGCUGCAGGGUUGUUUUUUCAAUUCCUGCCUGUCCUCAGGGUCUGUCUCUUGCUGAACAUGGGCCUGAAAUGUCAAGAUUUGAGCUACAAAAGCUGCUUUGAACCUUGAACUUCGAAUGAGCUCCUGCAGCAUAAGGAAGAGAGGGAAGGCAGAGUGAGGAGCCAGGGUUUGGCUGCUGCUCUGCUCCAAUAGUGCAAUAAAACCCACCUGUUGGGUCACUCUUCACUAGGACCCACCUGUUCUGGAGGUACCAGGCAGCACCCACCCAGCACCCACCCCUCGAGUCAGGGCCAGGAAGAGGGGGGGCCUGGUGUUCACUCCUCUCAGCAGGGAGCUGGGGGGGUCCUUCCCUCUGCUCCCACCCACCCCUCUGAUUGACGUGGUUUUAAUGAUAGAAGAUGGUGACAUUCAUCACAGGGAGAACUUCUGGGGUAGGUGACUCCAGAUUUCCUGCCUAAACGAGGAUCCUCCCACACCUGGGGAUCCCAGCUGUGAAGUGGAUCAGCAGCAGGAAAACUGACACACUCGAGUCUCCUUUCCUGGGAAGAAGCAGCUCCUGCUCUGCCCUCUCCCCCUGCUCCCUGCAGAGGGAACCUGGGAAGGAACUUCUAGGGCUUCUCCUCUCAGCCCAGGAAAGGCACUAGGCUGGGUUGGAGUUGUUUGGUGUCUGGGCCUCCUGGCAAGUCCUCCCAGCAGCCUCAUGCCAGCUGCCCCAAGGGCAGAACCUUCCACCCCAGGGGUGCAAAAACCCUGCAGGGGUCAGAGUGUGUCUCCUCAGCUGGGUUUGCAACCCUGCAGCCCCAUCUGGGACAGAUCCUCCUCAAAACAGCCCCAAAGCAGCUUCCCCUCUGUGUCCUGACACCCCAGUUCAGCUUUGCCUCUUGACUGCCCCCCCCCACCCCACCUUCUGCAGAACCCUUCUCCAGUAUCCCCAUCAGCCUUUACUGGUUUUCCUUGCUCUUUGCACACCUUGUGUGCCAGGGAUGGCAGAGCUGGGGGAGCCCAAGUGCUGGGCACCCAGCCUGGUGUGGUGGGUUGGUUGAGUUGUGCUGCUCUUUGUGCUGAGGGAGCUGGACUGGGCUGUGCCAAGAGGAGCCUCUGACACAGGUCAGGGUGGGCAGGGCAGCUGGAACCAUGUGAAGAAAGUUGGAUCUAAAACUAAAAGGAGAAAAAAAAAAAAAAAAAAAGCAUUCUAGGUCUUUGGUUUUUUUUCCACGGCUGUUUUUUAAAUAGGAAUUUUAAGUCCUCUGUGCUUGUCUGUUUGCUAGGAGCAGUUUGAGACACUGUUACUGUUUUGAAAUGCAUGCAUGUUACAAGAUGAGUCUCCAACCAGAGAAAAAUAAAAGUAAAACUUUGUGUA